Messenger RNA from Melampsora larici-populina 98AG31, 1155 nucleotides. RefSeq lists its product as uncharacterized. Gene Ontology annotation, cellular component: cytoplasm; nucleus; protein phosphatase 4 complex. Gene Ontology annotation, biological process: protein dephosphorylation. The record is from RefSeq and is a predicted model, not a curated record. NCBI's taxonomy places the organism in Eukaryota, Fungi, Basidiomycota, Pucciniomycetes, Pucciniales, Melampsoraceae. The coding region runs from base 1 to 1155 and encodes 384 amino acids. The transcript is spliced from 2 exons. Gene Ontology annotation, molecular function: protein phosphatase regulator activity.
AUGGCAAUCAACCAACAAGAACUUCAAAGUCAAACUAUCAAUGGUCAUUCUGAUUUAAAUCCAAUCGCCAUCUCAGAAAUCGAUUCGGUUCUAUCAAUGGAAGUCAAGAUCGAUCAAUUAGAUGACUUCGUUUGGGAAGAAGAAUAUCAAGAAAUUUUAAACUCAUUCACUUCAACCGGUUUACCUAAUCCAAAACAUUCACAAAUCAAUUCAACUCUGAUUUUGAAAAUCAUUUUAUCAAAUUUAAAAUUAAUCAUUCAAAAUUAUUUAAGAUUUGGAGAAAGAAUUUUGAUCGAUGCAAAAGAUGAAGUAGGACAUCAUAGUGGAAAUUGGAAUCCAAAUGAUACACAAAACAAUUUAAAUCAAAUUACAACCAACUUAUUAAAUUUUAGUUCACAAUCAACAGAUCAAGAAUCAAUCAACAAUCGUCAUUUAAAUCAAUUAUCAAUAGAAGAAUUUAAUCGAAUUCAAAAUAUUCCAUUUACAAUUCAAAGAUUAUCAGAAUUGGUUUCAGUACCACAAUUAAGACCGACUCCAAAUGAUCCAAAAUUAGGUAUCCAUCCACAUUAUUUAACAUUACCUAAAUAUUUGAGAGCUAUACAAAGAGUCCUAUCUGUUACUUCUCCCAUCACUUAUUAUUCAAUAAACACCUUUACAUUACCAGAUCUAACUGAACCUGAACCAAACCCAACCAAUUUAUUAAACGGAUCACAAAUCUCUUCUAAUCUGAAUGGAGAUUUGAAUAGUUCAAACAUGAUGAAUCCGACAGUCAGACCAACAGCAAUAAGACAACGACGGCCAUCCACCUCAACACCCAUCACACCAGUUCUUUCCCCAAUCCAAUGGUUAAUCAACGCACCACUUGUCACAGCAGAUCCUUCUAGAUCAAGACAAAGUAGUCCUUUAAUUAGCUUAUCACCAACUGAUGAAAGACCAAUCACACCUCCUUUAGGAACUCAUCCAAUCUCUUUGAAACAUAAUGAUCAUUUGAAUUCGGGUCCUAGAAUUGAUGAAGUUGAUAUGGGUAAUGGAAAUGGGGAUGAAAUGUUGGAUGAUCCAGUUGAACUUAGUAAUACUGAUUCUGGUCAUCAAAAUUCUAAUAAUGAAAAAAUUGAUGAAGAUGAUCAAAUGAAAGAGAAUGAUCUUAAAGAAUGA